UAUCUAUUCCCUGUCAAUUGUGGCUUCUCCUUAGGUUGAUUCUCUUCGAUUUCGCUGACCUCAAGUGCUCAAAAUCCUCUUUGAGAUAUUUCGUAUCUCCCUUAUACACCUGAAAAAGGGUAAUUCUACAGUUGUACGUGCAUCUAAAAAGGUUAUUGUAUGAGUCAAAAAAUUGAAAAACCAAUAUUAUCGGGUCAACGAAUAAAGACCAGAAAGAGAGAUGAAAAAGAAAAAUAUGACCCUAUGGGAUUUAGAGAUGCAAUUCUACUUGGUUUGGAGAAAGCUGGGAAUGACUUAGAUGCAAUUUCAAAGUACUUGGAUGCAGCUGGAUCUAAAUUAGAUUACCGCCGAUAUGGGGAGGACCUAUUUGACAUCUUAAUAGCUGGUGGACUUUUGAUUCCAGGCGGUUCUAUUGCUCAAGAUGGUGAUAAACCAGUCAAAACCACUGCUUGUGUUUUUGAACAACCAGAAGACAUGGAAUCUAUGCGAAAUUUUGAACAAGUUUUCAUUAAACUUAUGAGACGCUAUAAAUACUUGGAGAAAAUGUUUGAAGAAGAAAUGAAAAAAGUAUUGGUUUUUAUGAAAGGUUUUACCCCGAAAGAAAGAACAAAAUUAGCUAGAAUGACAGCUCUAUGGAUAUCUAAUGGUUCUGUUCCACCCACUGUUUUAUCAGUCUUAAUUAACGAGCAUCUUGUUAAGGAUAACUUAGCACUAGACUUUUUAUUAGAAGUUUUCGUCACUUGGAGACAGGAGAAAGGUUUAUCAAGUUUGAUGACUGCAUUGAAAAAAGGCAAUAUUGAAGGAAGGUUAAUGGAAUUUGUACCGCCUAACAAACGAACUGAAGAGUAUUUUCGAUCUGUGUUUGAGACUGUCGGUCUUGCGGACAUUGUAAAAUUACAUAAAGCUCAGGCAAGCCAAGAGGCGAAACGAGAUUUGCAACAAUUAUUGUUAGACGAUUUGGCCGAUGGUCGUCCAAUGAAAGACAUUAUACUUGAUCUCAAGGAUGUGGCACAGAGAAGUUGCCUCCCUGAACACGAAGUUAUUGGCCUGAUUUGGGCUGUCGUGAUGGGUCAAGCUGAAUGGAACAAAAAAGAAGAGUUAGUAGCCGAUCAAGCGUUAAAACACUUAAAGGUGUACACUGCACUAUUCGAUGCUUUUACAAACACUGCCAGAUCUGAGCUCGCGCUUCUCCUCAAGGUCCAGGAAUUUUGUUACGAGAACAUGAACUUCAUGAAAGUCUUCCAGAAAAUUGUUCUACUAUUUUAUAAAACGGACAUAAUAUCAGAAGAAGUAAUUUUGAAAUGGUACAAAGAAGGCCAUUCAGUGAAGGGAAAAAUGAUGUUUUUGGAUCAAAUGAAGAAAUUCAUCGAAUGGUUACAAAACGCCGAGGAAGAAUCUGAAUCAGGAGAAGAAGAAGAUUAAGAACACAAAAAAUAAUGUAAGCUUCAUUGUCAGAAAAUAAUAAAUUUGGAAUAUACCAAAACAAAAUUUAUCAAACCGUGGAUCGUGCAUAUACAAUUGGAUUGUACUGAGAAAUAGAGAUUUUGAAUAAAAAAAUAAAAUAAAGUUUGUAUCA
Ceratina calcarata is the source of this 1576-nucleotide messenger RNA. RefSeq names its product basic leucine zipper and W2 domain-containing protein kra (gene kra). Gene Ontology annotation, molecular function: protein binding. The record is from RefSeq and is a predicted model, not a curated record. The coding region runs from base 160 to 1422 and encodes 420 amino acids. Gene Ontology annotation, cellular component: cytoplasm; membrane. Lineage: Eukaryota; Metazoa; Arthropoda; Insecta; Hymenoptera; Apidae. The transcript has 8 exons.